This is a messenger RNA of Penicillium brevicompactum, 3447 nucleotides long. Its product is annotated as putative RNA binding protein Jsn1. The transcript has 2 exons. Gene Ontology annotation, molecular function: RNA binding. The coding region runs from base 1 to 3447 and encodes 1148 amino acids. Lineage: Eukaryota; Fungi; Ascomycota; Eurotiomycetes; Eurotiales; Aspergillaceae. The record is from RefSeq and is a predicted model, not a curated record.
AUGUCGGGCACCUCGACAGGCCGCAGCUCUCCGAGUGACCCGGGAUCUGGUAAUUCCAGGAUGCCAUUUGGUCCAUCUCCGGGGUCCAUCGGUAGUUCGAGGCCGGGGGCUGGCUCCCCUUCUCAUGACUUGGGAUCACGGCUGUACUCGAAACGAGCCCGCGAAAUUCAAGCGCAAGAAGGUGUUUCGCCCAGUAUCUGGGGCCCUCCCACUAGCGGCCACUCAACUCCGCUUCGCGAAAAUAUUCCUGAAUCGCCGAGCCAGGACAGUUUUCCCGAUCUCAUCCCCACCACCAAUGGCUCCAUCGGCAGCCCCGGCCGCCGAGCUCGUGCUGGAACGGUUCCAUCUCGCUUCCCUCCGAUGAGCACGCUGAAUGAGAUGGAUCUCCAGCAGCCUUUCAUGUCGCAGAGUUCCCGGCCCACACCCUCUACAAGUCCCUUUAGACCCCCCGGUGUGUCUGGAAUCGACACGGGCUCCAAGCCUGCGAGUUCCGCUGCUGGACCUGCCCCGGCAUCUCUAUCACGCCUUCGCGCAGGUUCCAUGCCACAAAGGAGUAACUUCCUGGGCGCAGGUGGUCCCUUCGGUCCCUCGCUGUUUUCAACCAACUGGUCCACGGGCCGCGAGAGGGCCACAACAUUGACGAGCAUUCGAUCUUCAGAGGGACCGACGUCGCCAAGCCACUCCUCAUUUUCGAGGGAUGGCCUGGCGGACACCGACGUGAAGACAUUGGACUACUUGGGUCUCGCUGAGACUCCACAGCAAGCGAUGGCAUCUCUUGCGCGUCCAUCGAUGGAACAAUUGAUGCAACAUCAACAGCAGCAGCAACAGCAGCAAGCUUCUGCGCUGCCGCCACUCCUGGCUGAGCUGGCGAUGAUGAAGAAUAACAAUCGAUUCCGCUCAUACUCCGUCAAUGCCAAGGAGAAGUACGCAGAUGACGAGGAUCUCGAAUAUGAGAACCGCUAUUCUCAGGUCCCCUCUGGCACCAUGACUCCCUCUGCCGCCGCCACCGCUGCUCAGCUUGCAGCCACGCAAGCCCAAAUCCACCAGCACAAUCUUGCUGUCCAGGCCUUUGCCAGCCAUGCUUCCGUUAGCAGGCCCCGGGCUCGGACUGCUGGCAUUUUGGAGGCUCCCCCUCAGCGAUCUUCUAUCCGCAACUACCUUGCAACUCCCUCUCGUCUUGACAACAGCUUCAGUGCGGCGGACUUGCAGAUCCCGGAAAACCUUGAAUACGACGAGCUGUCCGAGGCUGUUCAGCUGAUGAAUCUCACUUCCCAAAACCCUGUGGGGGCCCGCGAGAUGUCCGACGAGAACAACCAGGAUGGGCCGACUCGGGCAUUGUGGAUCGGUAGCAUCCCCGUUUCCACAACUGUCACAUCCUUGGAGGCUAUCUUCGGCAUGUAUGGCAAGAUCGAGUCGACUCGUGUUCUUACCCACAAAAACUGUGGAUUUGUUAACUUCGACCGGCUCGACAGUGCCGUGCAGGCUAAAUCUUUGCUCAAUGGCAAAGAGAUCUUCCCUGGUGCUGGACCUGUCAGAAUCGGUUACGCUAAGGUUCCUGGUGCUUCGGCAACUGGCACUCCCGGUGCCAACGGCAUCCAGUCCUCCCCGACUCCUGAUCCCACCUUCAGAUCCAACCUUGCCGCAGGCGACGGCUCGGAUCGCACCGAGAAUGUCCAUAGUCUUCCUCAAAUCCCAGCAUUGGCUGACAUGCUGCCUGAGAUGGUCCAGAUUGUGCAGGAGUUUGGCGCCAGCGAGACUGAUCUCCAGAACAUCACGGCAAGCAUUCAGACCUCCAUCGCCUUCCAGGCGUUUGAGGAUGAGAUUCCUUCUGUUCAGGAACCAAGUCAGUCACGUAUGUUUGAUGCGCCUCGUCUACGCGACAUUCGCAAGCGUAUCGACAAUGGUGCCUGCUCGAUUCAGGAGAUCGAGGAAACCGCGGAGGCCAUGCUACCUGAGAUCGCAGAGCUGGCUUCCGACUACUUGGGCAACACUGUAGUUCAGAAGCUAUUCGAGUUCUGCUCAGAGGCCACCAAGGAGCAGAUGCUCAGUCACAUUGCUCCCCACCUCUCCGAAAUUGGUGUCCAUAAAAAUGGCACCUGGGCUGCGCAGAAGAUCAUUGAUGUCGCCAAGACUCCUGCACAGAUGCAGCUGAUCGUUGAUGCUCUGCGACCUUAUACUGUGCCUCUGUUUUUGGAUCAAUACGGAAACUACGUUUUGCAAUGCUGCUUACGAUUUGCCAGCCCCUUCAACAGCUUCAUUUUUGAAUCCAUGCUUAACCGCUUGUGGGAAGUGGCUCAGGGACGUUUCGGCGCUCGGGCAAUGCGGGCUUGCUUGGAGAGCCACCAUGCCACUAAGGACCAGCAGCGUAUGCUUGCGUCUGCAAUCGCGCUUCACGGUGUGCAAUUGGCUACGAACGCCAACGGUGCUCUCCUCCUGACUUGGUUCCUUGACACCUGCACAUUCCCUCGCCGCCGAACUGUCCUCGCCCCGAGACUUGUGCCCCACCUUGUUCAUCUUUGCACUCACAAGGUUGCCUAUUUGACCGUUCUUAAGGUCAUCAACCAGCGUAAUGAGCCGGAGGCUCGCGACAUUGUCCUCAAGGCAUUGUUCUUCAGCCCCGGUGACGAAGUUUUGGAAAAGAUCUUGAGUGACCAGACCUCUGGUGCAACCUUGAUCUUCAAGGUUCUCACCACCCCCUUCUUUGAUGAAUCCAUGCGCGCCGAAGUCGUCAAGAACGUGUCGAAGGUGCUCACCAAGCUCAAGGCUUCUCCAAGCCAGGGCUACAAGCGCCUCAUGGAUGAGGUCGGUCUUUCCUCUCGCGGUGGUGGUCGUGAACACCAUGGACGAGAGCAGGGAGCCGGCACUCCAGAGAAGUCGCAGCACCGUCAAUCUUCACGCCACGGCAGUACAAGCUAUGCCGCUCAGCCAUCCAUGGAUAGACAAUACAAUGGCCAACAACAAUUUGCCACCAACCCAUAUGGACAAAACCCGGACUCUCGUCCCAUCUCCUCCGAUCAGGCAAACCCUCCACCUCUUGACCCCUACUCCAACGGCCUAGGAACCAACCCAAUGAACGGCAUGCCCGGCGGACCAUUCGGCCAGGAGCCUAUCAGCCAGCAACAGCUGCAAUACCAGGCCUACCUUGCUGCCCAGGCCCGUGGCGUCUCCCCAGGCUACCCGGGAAUGCCGGGCGUCAACUACGGGUAUCCAUCUCCCCAAGACAACCUUCGGUCCUUGCAGCCUCAGCAGACUGCGCCGCUUUCCGCUGGACCUGGUCAGAUUGGUCCCAACCCGAUGCUUGGUCAGAACUAUCAGCAAUUCAGCCCAGUUGUCAAUCCCGCACAGAUGUAUCAGUACCCCCCUCAAUAUUACCAACAGGCACAGCCGGUGCAGGGGCAGGGUGGAGGUCGACGUGGACGGGUGAGUUCAUUCUCUGAUCGUCCCUAA